This is a messenger RNA of Raphanus sativus (radish), 1844 nucleotides long. RefSeq lists its product as uncharacterized. Bases 226 to 1602 code for a protein of 458 amino acids. The transcript has 4 exons. The record is from RefSeq and is a predicted model, not a curated record. Lineage: Eukaryota; Viridiplantae; Streptophyta; Magnoliopsida; Brassicales; Brassicaceae.
UUUGAAAGAGUGAUUGUGACCCAGAGAGACAACGUUUAUCAUCUUCUCAAUCAUCAAAUCUUGUUUGACCUCUCUGUUUUCAAAUUCAUCGUCUGCUCUGUUUUCGUUUUAAAAAAGUCAGAGGAUCCAAUUUGUGUAUCCUUCUCUCAAAGUUUCUUUUUCGCAGAUGGGAUCUGCAACCAAUCUUUACUUCCAUUAAAAAAAGCUUGCAGGUCGUGGAGAGAGAUGGAGUCUAAGGAGAUUAGAUCCUCUGUUUUUGCCAAAACGACGCGUUUCAAUGGGAUAUCUCAACAACCUCUGCGUCAAGAAAAGUCGAGGGCUUUUGAUUCUGGUUUCAAAGUGGUUCCGACGAAGGAGCUUUGUCGUGUUUAUCUAAACAAAAAAGAGUUGUUAGCCUCCAAGGGUAUCAUUGAUGCACGGGCUAAGCCUCCUCAUUAUCAGAAACAUGGUGAGAAGCCAAAACAGAGGACAUUUGGUAGGAGAUUUGAUCAACAAAACUUGAACUUGAAGCCCAAGAAGGAUAAGAAAGAGAGUUGUCCAAGACGUUUCUCUCCUCUUGGUUUUGGUAGUGACUCUCAGUUGCGAGAUAGCAGUAGGAAGAAAGGGCAAUGCAUUAUCACCCCUGAGAAGAAGAAACCAAAGGAAAUGAGUAAUGGCACUACUACUACAUUGGUUGAGAAGAAAGAUGGAGCAGUGAGAGAAGCUGGUUCAAAGUUGAUUGUUAGUACCUCUAGGGACUCAGUGUUGAGUUUGGAACGAAACAGAUUCGCACAAGAUGUCAAGUUCAGACAUGUAUCUUCUUCUUCUUCAGGUUCCAUUAUCAAGGAUGAAAAUGAGGAUUCAUCAGACUGUUCCUCCACUGCAUCUCCUGGAUGUCAGACGGAAGAAGCUCAUCAACCAAGCCCUGUUUCUGUUCUUGAGCCUAUCUUCAACGACGAUGUGUUAGAGGAAGACAGUGAAGAGCUUCCUUAUCUAGAUCUUCAUGGUAUAGAGAAACAGCUUGAUGACCUGAAAACUGAGUCUGAUAGUUAUUCAGAUGGGAGUGGGAUGGAAGUAUCAAGCGAUGAUGACUCUGUGAUGGCUUCUGAAACCGAAGAAAGCAAGGAGAGUGAACCAGUCUGGCUCUUGGAUAGCCAGGAGAUCAAGGAGUCUUCUUACAUUGAUGAUAUCUUGUCUGAAGUUUCACUUAUGGACAAGAAUUGGGUUCCUGACACUCUUACCUUCAAGGUCUUCGAGAAGAUGGAGAAAAAGUAUUACACUGAGACAUCUUGGAAGAGGUCUGAAAGAAGGGUUUUGUUUGACAGAGUCUGUUCAGGUCUGGUAGAGAUACUAGAAUCCUUUACAGCUACACCAACGUUGAAGAAACCUGUCUCUAGGAGGCUUGGCGCAGGUCUAAGCACAUGUGGACUGAAACAAGAACUCUGUAAAGUACUUGCCAGGCAAGAGAACCGAGCCAAGAAAGUAUCAUCCAACAAAGUGCCAGUUAUAGACCUUGAUGAGUGGUUCAAACUUGAAGAUGAUGAUGAUGAGGCAUUGGUUUGUGAGUUAGAAGGUAUGAUAGUGGAUGAUUUGUUGCUUGAAGUUGUCAGCUUCAUCAUGUAGAGUUACAAAGUGAUUCUUUUCAUUCUUUUUUUUUUGUUCUCUCUGUAUUUUGAUUGAGAAUAGUUAGAGAGUAGUUGUUGUUGCAUUUGGCUUGCAUCAUCAAAGGGAGAUGUAUAGCCUUUUAAGGAAGUUUUCAGGUCAAGAGGAUUGGCCUCUUAGCAAGUCAGUCACAUUGCUAUAAAAGUUAAUGUGCCUUUGUACCCAUUUGUCAAAGUGUGAAUGAAACAAGAUUUUGAUUGAAA